Brassica oleracea var. oleracea is the source of this 1441-nucleotide messenger RNA. RefSeq lists its product as uncharacterized. The transcript has 6 exons. The record is from RefSeq and is a predicted model, not a curated record. Bases 435 to 1079 code for a protein of 214 amino acids. Lineage: Eukaryota; Viridiplantae; Streptophyta; Magnoliopsida; Brassicales; Brassicaceae.
GUUUUGACACGUCAUUUUUCAUUCACUUGAAAUUCUCCGCUUCAUCUUCCUCCAACUCGCGGAGCAAACCUCCGUUCUAACACUUCUGAUUCUCUUUUGCCGUUUCAUAAAUUUCAUGUGUUAUCAUAACCCAAACGACAUAUAUCUCCCUUUUUUCUUCUCCCCUUCACUCUAUCUAUCCAUCAAAAUCUACGGACGAAGACGAAUCAGAAUCGCUCUGGCCCCCACAAGCCACCUUCGUCGCAACAUGCAUCAUCGGCGACCUUAACGCCAACGACAUCGGAGGCUGAACAGCACGAACGUAAUUUUCUCUUAUGUUAAAUAUCAAAAAGUCAAAGACUUUUUCAUGCUCAUAUAAUAAAAAAAGGAAAUCUUUUUGUUCAAAGAAUCAUAACUUCGAGAAAAGUAUUGAACUUUGUGAUGAUUGAGCGAAGAUGGAGAGACUGAGAGAUUGUAUAAAUGAAAUGGUGAAGUUCACACUUACUCACCGUUCAGGUUUCGAUUUAGAGCUUACCGGAGAUUUCUGCUCCGGUCUUCUCUCCGGCGACUCGCUUCUUCACGCCGGUGAUGAGACUGUAGAAGCAUUUGCAGGUGUUCCUGAGUAUCCUCUGUACAAGCGUCUAGCUUUAAGCCUCUUGAAAUCGAUUGCUUCUGGUUGUUUCUGUGGGGGUUUUGAGAAGGUUUCGUUGGGGAAAGAGGUUACCUGGUUGAAGGAGAAAGAGGAGGAGUGGAGCAACAUGAUAACCCAAAAGGGUUCUGAGUUAGUCAACGCCUUGAAGUAUAUAGCUUGUGAGCUUCAAGUUCAAGAGCCCUUAUUCUUUCUCAUGAAAGAUGGUGUCAAAACUGUUGAGGCGAGGUGUUUUGAAGCGGAGUAUGAUAGAGUUCAACAGAGAGGCUCUCUGGUUAUGAUAAAUAAAUGUCUCCUAUUUGAAGUUAUGGAAAUGCACAAAUAUUCAUCUUUCUACGAGCUGUUAAAAGCUGAGAGUCCAGAGAAAGUCUUCCCGGGAACCAAUACACUUGAAGAAGAUAAGCUUCUUUCUUUAUCUCAAUCCCUAGCCAUUACCUUCUGUGUAAGUUAAUUUCUCUAAUGGUUUUCACAUUCUUAGGUAUGCAAAUGUUCAAGAAGUUGUGUGAUGUUGUUGAUCAAGAGAAGAAGAACAACGGUGUUGUUGCAAUCCAUCUUAGUAAAUCAGUUUCUCAGGCUUGUGUAGCUUUGUCUCACAUACUCUCUGUACGUUCUAGCUUUUUCCAUGUCUCUACUUCUGUUGUUCAUAUGAUUCAUUCUCUUAUGCUUCUUCCAAAAACUACAGGGGUUAGGAAAGCUAGAAAACUAACCUUUACAGAUAUUGAGUGUGAACUUCUUCAUGUUAUUAUCGUGUCACACUAUACUGUAUUUGCAGCACUGUUUGUAUAAAGUUACAAGAAUAUAGUACUGCUAAAA